AUGUUGGAUACGCUCGGGCACUACGUUGACUUGACCAACUUUACAACCCCAGCAAAUGUCAACAGUGGUGGCACUAAGACCGCUCUCCUAACCCAGCCAGCCCCUACUGGUACCGGCACCACAGUCUAUACGAUUACUUUCCCUUCGUCAUACAUUGUAUACAAUUCGGGAUACCUUCUUGAAGGACAAUUGUCGACCACCACUCAGCGCACGUCUACAUGUCUUCGUCCCAGCAGUUCCGGCGGAGACGAUGUUCCCUGGCCGUCGCAUCCACCGAUCUUAGAUCUCCCGAACCACCCGAAGGUUGCACAGAUAUAUCAGGAAGACCCAGCCGAGGUUGCAGAGCUUGUGCAACAAGAUCCAAAAGGAUGGGUGUUUGAUUGGGAGAAUUUGGCUUACGUAAACGAUGAGGAUUACACUGCAAACUUUUUCAAAGGUCUGUUUCCGGACGUCGGUGCUAUGUCUCAAUGCAGAGUGAUAAUGGGGAUACUCGAGGCGCCCGCGACGUAUAACAACGUAGCACUGUACUUGACUCAUACGACGUCUUCGACAGAGGGUGAUGACGAACCUACGAGUAUUGCUGAGCAGCCAAAAUCUACCCCAGCCAUCCCCACGCCCGCGAAUGGAGAUGCUGGCCCUGGAGACUCCCCAGCCAGCAUUCCAGCGGCAAACAAGCCAGGAAACGUUCCACCAAGCCCGUCACCAACUCCGUCUCCAGAACCGGAAGCCACAGCGGCGGAUAUCGUCAACCAGAGUUCUUAUCCACAUCUUGCGUCGUUCAUAAUGAACGGCCUUGGGAAGUCGAGUCCCGAGACACCGGCUCCAAAAGCUGACAACCCCACUGCGUCCGCUUCGCAACCAGAGCAACAACCAGGGCGAGAACCACAGCAACAGCCACAGCAGCAACAGCAGCAAUCGAACCAGCAACAGAAUCAGCAACAGCCACAGCAGCAACAGCAGCCACAGCAGCAAUCGAACCAGCAACAGAACCAGCAACAGAACCAACAAUCGAACCCGCAAUCGAACCAGCAGUCACCACAGCAACAGCCGCAACAACAGCCGCAACAACAGCCGCCUGUCAUCCCCUCAUUCACUAUUGGCAGCCAAACAAUCGCUGCAAACAGCCAAGGGCAAUUUGAGGUUGGGGGCCAGCAAUUGAAACCCGGUGGUGUGGUAUCAGUAUCUGGAACUCCCAUAUCCCUAGAUCAACAGGGCACAGCAGUCGAAGUAGGCACGAAUGUACAAAAGAUUGCGCCUGCAACCCCAGCGGCUCCCCAAUUUACUGUCAACGGCCAGACUGUUGCAGCGAAUUCCCAAGGCGCCUUCGUGGUUGGAGGACAAACGCUGACGCAAGGCGGUAUCGUAUCGGUCUCUGGCACGCCUGUAUCCCUUGAUCGGCAGGGCACGGCUGUUGCGGUCGGAGGAAACGUCCAGCAGCUUUCGCCGCCAUACACACCACCUUCUAUUCCUAGUUUCACAUUUGGCAGCCAGACAAUCACUGCCAAUUCUGCAGGUAAUUUCGUCGUUGGUUCCCAGACCCUGGCACCAGGUAGUGCAGUCACGGUAUCUGGAACACCGAUAUCUCUGAAUUCGCAGGCGGGGAAUGUUGUCGUUGGCGGAACGAACACGCAAGUAUUGUCACCAACCGCAGCAGCAGCUUUCAUGUUGGGUAGCCAAACUAUCACCGCAAAUCCUCAAGGCAAUUUUGUCGUAGGAAAUGGACAGAUAUUAACGCCAGGCGGUGCCGCUACUGUGUCCGGUACGCCAAUAUCUCUAGAUGCGAAGGGCAGUAAUGUUGUGGUGGGGACGAGCACACAACUAAUAUCACAACUAUCUACACCCGCAGCGGCGGCUUUUACACUCGGCUCACAGACCAUCACUGCUAAUCCAGCUGGCAAUUUUGUGGUCGGGAGUCAGACGCUGACGAAGGGAGGUGCAGUCACUGUGUCUGGCACGCCCGUGUCUUUGGAUUCGCAGGGAGGUAGUGUCGUGAUUGGAGGUAGUACUCAGGCGGUAAGUAAAUCCUCGCCUACUGGAAUCAGCGGAAGCGCUGGUGCCGGAGGAAGUGGGGGUGGGAACGGAGGUGCAGGUAAUGGCACGACGUUUUUCACAGGUAAUGCGGUGCGGACUAGUAGCAAAGGGAUUACAUGGGUGACAGCUUACCUCUGCUUUAUUGGGGUCUGGGCCUGGAGAUAA
Bacidia gigantensis is the source of this 2196-nucleotide messenger RNA. RefSeq lists its product as uncharacterized. Bases 1 to 2196 code for a protein of 731 amino acids. Lineage: Eukaryota; Fungi; Ascomycota; Lecanoromycetes; Lecanorales; Ramalinaceae. The transcript has 3 exons. The record is from RefSeq and is a predicted model, not a curated record.